AGCCGGAGGAGGAAGGAAAUUUUGACUAAAGACGAGAUGGAAACCCCCGUGCUCUUUGGCUCUUGGGAGCACAGAUGCCUCUCGUACAUCUGGACAGUGCCUAACCCAAUCCUGGUGCUCAGACCCACAGUACUCCAAUCUGUUCAUUAUAGGCUUGGUGCCUGCAUUUCCCAGCCAAGUGCAGAGCCCAACUGUGACAGGCUCUGACCACAGCUCAAAGCAACGUCUCUGUCCCAAAGAGUUUGCAAUCCAGUUUGCCAAGAAGCUGCUUUUACCUGCUUUUCUGAUGACAAGAGAGGCUGAGCAACCUGUUUAACGUCACACCAACACUCCGUGGCAGAGAGAGACAAUGAAUGACUGGGCCCCCAUAGCGAAGGAGUAUGACCCCCUCAAAGCCGGGAGCAUCGAUGGCACGGAUGAGGAGCCCCACGACCGUGCCAUAUGGAGGGCUAUGCUGGCACGCUACGUACCCAACAAGGGAGUCACAGGAGAUCCUCACCUCACCCUGUUCGUGGCAAGGCUCAAUCUUCAGACAACGGAAGAGAAGUUAAAGGAGGUCUUUUCCCGGUAUGGAGACAUUAGAAAGAUACGUCUGGUUCGAGACCUGGUCACGGGAUUUUCCAAGGGUUACGCGUUUAUUGAGUACAAAGAGGAGCGUGCUCUCUUGAAGGCCCACAGAGAUGCCAACAGGCUGGUUAUAGAUCAGCAUGAGAUCUUUGUGGACUUUGAACUGGAGAGAACUCUCAAGGGAUGGAUUCCUCGGAGGCUUGGAGGUGGUUUUGGGGGCAAAAAAGAAUCUGGGCAGCUACGGUUUGGAGGACGGGACAGACCUUUCCGAAAGCCCAUCAAUUUGCCAAACAUGAAGAAUGAUUUCUAUGGGGAAGGCUCAGCAGAGAAAAGAAACUGGUCUCGUGAAGGAACAAGGGACUGGAGAACAAGGGACCGAGACCAUGAAAGGAGCAGAGACAAGCGAUGGCCGGAAAGGGAGCGGUCGUGGGCUUGGGGUGAAAGUGAGAGAGAAAGGGACUCCAAAGAGGAGAGGAGCAGAGGGAGGGAGAGGAAGGACAGAGACAGGAAGGACAGGGAUAGAGACCGGAGCAGGGAAAGAGAUACCAAGAAACAAAGAGAGGAUGACAAGCAUCGGUAGGUGACGGUGCCUUGUCUGGGCUGUGGUGUCUGCUCUGACAUCCACAACGUUUCUGCUGCAGACGUGGCCUUCAGCUCGGGGCUGGGAGCAGGGUUCUGUGCUGUCUCGUGCCCCUGACUCGCCUGCUAGAAGCUCUCUGUAGUUCGGUUGCUAAUGCAGUUAAGGUACAUGUUGAAUUGUUCUUCAGAGAAAAUAAACUUUUGUAUUAAUA
Messenger RNA from Calidris pugnax (ruff), 1358 nucleotides. RefSeq names its product small nuclear ribonucleoprotein, U11/U12 35kDa subunit (gene SNRNP35). Gene Ontology annotation, molecular function: snRNA binding; mRNA binding. Gene Ontology annotation, biological process: mRNA splicing, via spliceosome. The coding region runs from base 350 to 1147 and encodes 265 amino acids. Gene Ontology annotation, cellular component: U12-type spliceosomal complex; precatalytic spliceosome. NCBI's taxonomy places the organism in Eukaryota, Metazoa, Chordata, Aves, Charadriiformes, Scolopacidae. The record is from RefSeq and is a predicted model, not a curated record. The transcript has 4 exons.